AUGCCACGACAACACUUCCGUAAGAUCAAUUUGGGCCCGAACGGGGAAACCUUCAAUCCAACGCUAAAGGCCCCAGAAAAAAACAAUGUGGAGGAAGACUGCAAAAAGCUUCGCGACGCAAUGAAAGGACUGGGUACCAAUGAGGAUGCACUGAUCGAAGUAUUGGGUCACCGGAAUAUUGAACAACGUUUGGACAUCCGUGAUGAAUACAAAUCCCUUUUUGGUCAGGAUUUGAUGGACAGGUUAAACAGUGAACUGAGCGGGAAUUUCCGCAGCAUCAUGAAAAUGCUCGUAAUGGAACCGCAAUUUAUCUCGGCACGAGCUCUGUACAAAGCCAUGAAGGGCGGUGGAACCAAAGAGUCGGUCAUCGUCGAGGUUUUGUGCACGUCGACCAAUCGGGAAAUUGAGGCAAUCAAGGAGGCAUAUUUACAAGAUGAAUGA
Messenger RNA from Echinostoma caproni, 441 nucleotides. Lineage: Eukaryota; Metazoa; Platyhelminthes; Trematoda; Plagiorchiida; Echinostomatidae. The record is from the annotation of a GenBank genome assembly.